AUGGAAGACGACGAUGGUAUUGGGUUAUCAACACCACCACCUGUUAUUCCUCCAAGACCAGCAGCAACAACAACAACAUCAACAACAACAACCUUCUCAUCGCCGAAAUGUUCGAAAGCAAAGAAAAAGAAUAACACAAAAAAUAGUAAAUAUAAUAUGAAGAAUUGCGCUAACAUAGUCAACAACAACAACAACACGAACAACAACAACACUGAAGAAGAAGAAUCACCUCCGAGCGUACCAGCCCGACAGCCAAUCUAUUCUGAGGCUCGCUCUUACAAACCUCUGCUCAACAAUAACAUCAACAACAAUAUCAACAACAACAUUGACAACAAUAACAACAAUAACAUCAACAACAACAACAUCAACAACACUCCAAAACAUAACAUCAUUAACAUCCAAUACAUCAACAAUGACAUCUCAAACAACAAAGCUAACAGAUCUCGCAGUCUGGAUAUCAACAACAUCAACAACAACAGCAACAACAACAGCAACAUCAAAAAACCAGCAACAACACGCAAGCGGUCUAAAUCAUUGACGCUGACUCCCCAGAAAAAAGCAACAGCAGCAGCGGCGAAGAAGAAGAAGAGAGACAACUCGAAGGUUCUUUUCAGGUCUCAAUCGCCCUUCAUCAGCGAGAUGAAAGCCCACUACGACCAGACGAAAAAUGUUUUGAGUUCCAGUCCGCAGUUCAAAUUCAGUGAAGGAGCGAGGAAAAGUGACCUGGACAAUGAAGUAAUAAAAGAAUUCAAUUCGGUAUCCUUUGAAAACAUCCAUCACAUUAACGGAACACGAGAGGCUGUACAAUUUAACCGAUCUGACGGAUCUCUUCGAAUAGAAGCCGACGGUUUGUACCGAAUAACGGCAUUCGUUCAAUUCAUAUACCGACAACCGACCGAAUGUUUUUGGGUUCGAAUCGACAAGUUGUCGGAUUUUAACGAGGGAAUGAAUUACGUAGAGAAGCGAAAUUUCACGCUGGUCGGUGGUGAGGCGCAUUUCAUGGGUGCCCAGAUUCACGCAAAUGGAAACAAAUUCAAAAAAAUUCUCCUCGCGAAGAUGGUUUGGCUGAAAGAUGGCGAUCUUCUGAGAAUUAAAAAGGACCGGCAGAAUAAACUGGCUUGCUCAGAGGCGAAUGAUCUUGAACACAAUUUAACAUUUUCAAACUUUGUGAUUUAUUUGUUUUGA
Molecule: messenger RNA, 1185 nt
Organism: Helobdella robusta
Lineage: Eukaryota; Metazoa; Annelida; Clitellata; Rhynchobdellida; Glossiphoniidae
Exons: 2
Coding region: 1-1185 (394 amino acids)
Source: RefSeq, a predicted model, not a curated record